AUGCCUCCUGAUCAGAGAAAAAAGUCAUCUGUAGAUGUAGAUUUCUUUACAGAAUAUGGUGAAGGGAGUAGAUACAUGAUAGAGGAAGUGAUUGGUAAAGGAAGCUAUGGUGUGGUUUGUUCUGCGUAUGAUACACACACUGGCGAGAAGGUUGCGAUAAAGAAAAUUACUGAUAUAUUCGAACAUGUUUCUGAUGCUACGCGUAUUUUGCGUGAGAUCAAGCUUCUUAGAUUAUUAAGGCAUCCUGAUAUUGUGGAUAUUAAACAUAUUUUGUUACCGCCUUCUAGAAGGGAGUUUAAAGAUAUAUAUGUUGUUUUUGAACUUAUGGAGUCGGAUUUACAUCAAGUUAUUAAGGCGAAUGAUGAUUUGACGCCUGAGCAUUACCAGUUUUUUCUCUAUCAGCUUCUUCGAGGAUUGAAGUAUAUACACACAGCAAAUGUUUUUCAUCGUGAUCUAAAGCCGAAAAACAUUUUAGCAAAUGCUGACUGCAAACUGAAGAUUUGCGAUUUCGGUCUUGCUAGAGUAGCUUUCAAUGAUACACCCACUGCUAUAUUCUGGACAGAUUAUAUUGCGACAAGGUGGUAUAGGGCUCCUGAGUUGUGUGGAUCCUUUUUCUCCAAGUAUACGCCAGCUAUAGACAUAUGGAGCAUUGGCUGCAUUUUCGCCGAACUUUUAACUGGAAAGCCUCUUUUUCCCGGGAAGAAUGUUGUCCAUCAAUUGGAUCUCAUGACCGACUUCCUUGGAACACCAUCUCCUGAAGCCAUUGCUAGGAUACGAAAUGAGAAGGCUCGGAGAUACUUGAGCAGCAUGCGUAAGAAGAAGCCGGUUCCUUUGUAUCAAAAGUUUCCUAAUGCAGACCCCCUUGCUCUCCAUGUGUUGGAAAGAAUGUUGGCCUUUGAUCCUAAGGAUCGACCUACUGCUGAAGAGGCUCUAGCGGAUCCAUAUUUUAAGGGCUUGGCCAAGUUUGAGAGAGAGCCUUGUGCACAGCCAGUUAGCAAGAUGGAAUUUGAAUUUGAGAGACGCAGGGUUACAAAGGAAGAUGUGCGAGAGCUUAUAUACAGAGAGAUUCUGGAGUACCAUCCGAAGAUGUUAAAGGAACAUCUAGAAGGAGCAGAGCCAACAGGAUUCAUGUAUCCAAGUGCUGUGGACCACUUCAAGAAACAAUUUGCAUACCUCGAGGAGCAUUAUGGGAAAGGUGGUACUAUUAGUCCACUUGACAGACAACAUGCAUCAUUACCCAGGCAGCGUAUGAUGUAUUCAGACGACUCUAGACAGAAUAUGGCUGAGGUUGCAGCAGAAGAUCUCUCCAAGUGCAGCAUCAAAGAAGUUGAGAAGCCGACCAUUGAUAGGACAGGCGGUGUUGCUAUGAACAGGCUUCCUUUACAAGCUCCUCAAAGUAUUCAAGAUGUCAUGACCAAUCGAAAUGUUGCGCCACGGCCCAGAAAAGAUGCGAGUUCCGUAUUGCACUACAAUUGUGGGGUAGCAGGGACUGACCAACGGAAGACAGUUAGAAAUCCAUCUGUUUCUUCUCAGUAUGCUGCUUCUAGCCGUUCAUAUCCUAAAAGAAAUCCAAGCUGUAAAAAUGACAGAGGAGAAGAUGGGAUUGAAGGUUCUAAUGGACUUCAGACGAAGCCUCAAUACAUAGCAAGAAAAGUUGCUGCUGCUCCAGGUGGAGCCGGAAGUAACUGGUAG
Lathyrus sativus (Indian pea) is the source of this 1692-nucleotide messenger RNA. The record is from the annotation of a GenBank genome assembly. Lineage: Eukaryota; Viridiplantae; Streptophyta; Magnoliopsida; Fabales; Fabaceae.